This is a messenger RNA of Thamnophis sirtalis, 1436 nucleotides long. NCBI's taxonomy places the organism in Eukaryota, Metazoa, Chordata, Lepidosauria, Squamata, Natricidae. The record is from RefSeq and is a predicted model, not a curated record.
UUUUAAACAUAAUUUACAUUUUUAUACAAGGUUUUAUUUAUUGGUUAUAUCCUGUCUUCGGGGAGAUGGACAGUUUAAAAGUAUGAAUAUAAAUAAGUAAAUAAAUAUAAUAACCAAUAUUCUGUUCUCAUGUUGCAGGAAUCAUUUUUCCAGGACAUUGAUCUGUUACAGAAGCAUGGAAUUAAUGUAGCAGACAUUAAGAAACUGAAAUCAGUAGGAAUUUGCACAAUCAAGGGGAUUCAGAUGACAACUAAGCGGGCAUUAUGUAAUGUGAAGGGACUUUCGGAAGCCAAAGUAGAGAAGAUAAAAGAAGCAGCCAACAAACUUAUAGAACCAGGGUUUCUGACUGCUUUUGAGUAUAGUGAGAAGCGAAAGAUGGUAUUUCAUAUUACCACUGGAAGCCAGGAAUUUGAUAAACUCCUAGGUGGUGGGAUUGAAAGCAUGGCUAUCACAGAAGCCUUUGGAGAAUUCCGAACAGGCAAAACCCAACUUUCGCAUACUCUUUGUGUGACAGCCCAACUUCCAGGAGCAGAUGGAUAUACAGGAGGGAAGAUUAUUUUCAUUGACACAGAAAACACAUUUCGUCCAGACCGCCUCCGUGACAUUGCUGAUCGCUUCAAUGCAGAUCAUGAGGCAGUUCUUGACAACGUCUUGUAUGCACGGGCUUAUACUAUCCUGAAAUGCCUGAAAAUGAAGCCACAUUUGCAAUAACUGCUGGAGGAAUAGGAGAUGCCAAAGAGUAGGCUUAUCUUAGUGAUAAACAACUGAGAAACUCCCAUCAAAUUAUAUCAAAUGUUAUUUAGUUCCUAGUUACUUCUGUUUAUAUUCCAAAUUUAGAAAAGUUAAAAUUGAGAGGUAGAAAUGAUUGCUGGAAAUGUUCUUAUCUUUUGAUAUUGCUGAGCACAUCUGCAUUGUUCAUAGGACAAGUCAAUCAUGUGUAAUCAUCCUUUUCAUAACAGCACUAAUUUUGUGCAGGAUAUUUCUAGGAGUUAGAAUACUAAUGCACUGCAGUUUCAAAAAUCUGAAAAAAGUCUAGAGAUCAAAAGAAUCAUUUUUUAAUUUAAAACAUCUCAAAAUGCUUUACGAAUCCUUAAACAUUUUAAGGCCUUUUAGUGUACUAAUUUUAGCUUUAACAUAUAGAAUUACCGUAACUGAAAGUAAUUUAAAAAAAUAUAAAUUUGGCAACUCUCUAGAUAAGGAGUUUCUAGGUAAAGUAGGCUGGAAUUAAAAUUGGAAAUUGGUUUUACACAAGGAAUAUUCAUUAUUUGCAAAGUUUAAAUAUUUGUUUAAUUGUAAUUAAAAUACCUGUACAUGUACUUCAUGUAAAAUCAAACAAUUGCCCCUCUUUUUUUCUUUGAAAGCAAAUGAUACUGUCUAUUCCAUCUAUGGAUGUGUAAAAUAAGUUUCACAAAUCUAAGUAAAUAUCUUAUAGCAUA